AUGAUUCUCAAAUGGCUUUAUCCUUCUUCAUUGAGCAGUAUUGCCAUCAACGUUACUCCUUCUCGGACAACCAAAUAUCCCAAUUUAUCCCUCAGAAGCACAACCUUAAAAAAUGUUGCCAUCUCUUGUUCCAAAGCAAGAACUGAUGACAACAUCAAAGAAUCAAAGAAAAGCUACAAAGGCACCUUCCCAUCCCCAACAACAUUCUGCCCUUGUUGUGUUACAAGAAGGCGUCUCAUAGAAGCGUUUGGCAAUGCUCUUCUUUUUCCUAUUGCUCCGAAUUCUUUUGCUGCAAAUGAUCCCAUGGAUAUGCUGAACAGAAUUCACCCUCCAAGACCAGAUUGGUAUGAGGAGUUAUUUGCAUCAGUAAUGGAAACAGGCAUGAAAGCAUAUGAGGCUGAGAUUGCAGGUUAUAAAUUGCCACUUUUUUCUAAUCUGAGAGGAAAGGCUGAUAAAAUAUUGGAAAUUGGCAUUGGGACAGGUCCGAACCUUAAAUAUUAUGCAGAUGAACCCGGGGUUGAAGUUUUUGGUGUAGACCCGAACAAGAAGAUGGAGAAAUAUGCACGGGCGGCAGCAGAUGCUGCAGGCCUUCCAUCUACAAAAUUCAAAUUUUUGCCAGCCGUUGCAGAAGCUAUUCCAUUAGCUGAUGAAUCUGUUGAUGCUGUUGUGGGCACGCUUGUGCUAUGUUCUGUUAAAGAUCUCGACCUGACAUUGCAAGAGAUAAAGAGGGUGCUCAAGCCUGGUGGAUUGUACGUGUUUGUUGAACAUGUUUCAGCAGAUGAUGGAACAAUUCGAAGAUUCAUGCAAGGUGUGCUUGAUCCUUUGCAACAGAUUGUUGCCGAUGGCUGUCAUUUAACGAGAAAAACAGGAGCAAUCAUUGGUAAAGCCGGCUUUUCAGAUGUUGAACUUAACCAAGCUUUCUUGACUACUGCUUCAAUCAUCAACCCUCAUGUCUAUGGGAUAGCUCACAAGUAG
Oldenlandia corymbosa var. corymbosa is the source of this 975-nucleotide messenger RNA. Lineage: Eukaryota; Viridiplantae; Streptophyta; Magnoliopsida; Gentianales; Rubiaceae. The record is from the annotation of a GenBank genome assembly.